AUGGCAACCACCAUGGAGUUCGAGUUCCCCGCGCCGCAGGCCACAACCACGUCUCUCGCAAGGCUGCACCGCGAAGUCGGAGAGCACUUUUAUCGCGAGAUCUGGGAGGCCGUGGUCGCCGCCGUAGAGGGAUACUGGAUGGAGCCGGCGCCGACCUCGACGGCCACCUCCUCGACCGCGGGACAAAACCCCAGGAUCGACGCCGUCGCCGACACCCUCGACGAGGAAGCCCCGCGCCACCGGACCGUGCCGCAGACCGACCCGCUCCGCGACCACAGGGAGCCGGCGACGCUCCGAGGCUCGAGCCUGAUCAAGCAGGCGCGCGUGGACGAGUCGGUGCUCGAGAUGCGGCAGGACCUGAACGUGAUGCUGCCGACGGGCAUCUAUGGCCGGCACACCAGGGCCAUCAAGGACCUGGUCUGUCGUGCGCACCGGGCCGUCCUGACCGUCAUCGAGGCUGAGGAUGACCAAGACGAACUCGAGACCGAGGCCUUUGUGGAGCUCGCGGCCGAGGAUUUCGAAGAGUAG
Molecule: messenger RNA, 528 nt
Organism: Pyricularia oryzae 70-15
Lineage: Eukaryota; Fungi; Ascomycota; Sordariomycetes; Magnaporthales; Pyriculariaceae
Exons: 1
Coding region: 1-528 (175 amino acids)
Source: RefSeq, a predicted model, not a curated record